CUCCCAUAUCAUUCAUAACCUUAUGAUCGAACCCCCAGUGUUCCCUCACGAUAGGUCAUGAAAAACCGAAAAGGUUUCGACCACGACUGCGAUACGACUUUUGACCUGCUCCGACGCACCUAUCCUUUCUCGUGGACUCAUUGUUCCUCCCGUCAGCAACAACGCCUUCUAGGACCUGUUCUACAGCGACCAGCUCUAUCCAACACCGCGCGCAUAUGAUUCUGCCGUCAACCAACAGAAGUUAAAAACCGGUGCAAAGUAGCCAGUGGACGUAGUAGGGGUGGUGGACGGCAUAGGCCGGAAACGGGACGGCCCGACCGCAGGAUGCCAGCAAUCCCAGCCGGCGCAGCCAGCAGACUCCCCCCGGCCGUAACGCUCAAACUCAUCCUCCCAAAAGCAACACCGAUACCCCAGAAGCAAUUCCCCACGCCUACACCAACGCCAAUACCAAUGACAACGCCCGACCUCCGCUUCAAUGGAGACGGAGCCGAGCACACAGUUCCCAUACUCAUGGAACCCAUCUUGCCCGCGCAGGAGAACGAUGGGUUCACAUCCUCAGCCGUCGUGGGGAUCGUCUUUGCGGUGAUAUCGAUAGCGUUGAUAUUGGCCGCUAUGUGUUGGCGGUAUAGGAACAGGCAGUGGAUGCCGCGGGCGGGUGUAUCGCCGAACAAAACGAAGCUGCCCCGGCCGGCGCCCGGCUCACCCGUACAUGACUCGUAUCAACUACCAGUGGUGCAGAGGCCUAAUCCGCAGGAGGAUAUCGAGCGCCUCACCGAUGCUUUUUUCGGCUCAACGGCGACAGCGAGAUCUAAGCAGUCGACUGUUGUUGCGACACCGGAGGCGAUUGAUAUCAGCCUGCCUACAUCUUGGGCGUUGAAGACGCCGCCAUCAGCGUAUGAGGAUCCAAGGGCGUCGUCGGUCGAUCUCCCAAUGGCAGAUUUCCUGUUACCUCCGCGAGCAAGCAUCGUUCCUGUAGGCCCUCGGGUGUACAAUGAACGGAGCUCUAGCAUACAGCCUAGCAGGCGGUCUCUCAUACACCCCACCAUCCAACCGAACAUGCGGCACCACAAGCCGGUGACCGCCCAGCCACCACAGACCAAACCGAAAAGAGGACAUACGAAAACCCCACGGCGUAAUUCAGGGGAUAUUUUAUUACGGCAGCUAUUCGAUGCGGGCAUGUUUGGCCCGCCAGCGAGAAUAUCGGCGUCGUCGUCUAAUAGUACUGGGACGGAGGCCAGUCUUAGUAGAUAUCUGGAUGAAUAGUUGUAGCUAGCUUUGCUCCUCCCAAUAUUACUGUAUC
Messenger RNA from Fimicolochytrium jonesii, 1300 nucleotides. RefSeq lists its product as uncharacterized. The transcript has 2 exons. The record is from RefSeq and is a predicted model, not a curated record. Bases 325 to 1263 code for a protein of 312 amino acids. NCBI's taxonomy places the organism in Eukaryota, Fungi, Chytridiomycota, Chytridiomycetes, Spizellomycetales, Powellomycetaceae.